AGGGAAAUAGUUGAUAUCACCCCAGUAUGCCUCGGAUAAUUGUUUUUGACACGCCAAUAAAAGUGUCUCAUUUGAAGACUGCAAGUCAAGGUGUGCUGGCUCCUCGGUAGUAGUUAAACGAAGGUCCCUUUGGUAACAAGAUGUACUGGGUCUGGAUUUUGACAAUACUUACUUUAAGUGUUCAAACCGCGCAUGGAUUUCGGGUCAAACUUCUGAAUCAUUGCGAGGAAAUCUCUGUUCCCUUGUGCGUCCAAGUUUUACCGUACAAUUUUACCCGCUUCCCUAAUUUGGUCGGUCACCGCAGCCAAGUGUUGGCUAGACGGUCAAUAGACUAUUACAGCUCGACGUUUGUUGAAGACGCGAAUUGCGCCAAACAUACCGCGUUCUUCCUCUGCUCCUUCUACUUGCCUAUAUGCUUACCAGGAAUCGAAGAGGACGUAAUCAAACCGUGCCGAUCAUUGUGUGAGAAAAUCAAGAUGGAUUGCCCCGCGAUUAGAAAGCGAUGGCCGAGUUUUUUGAGAUGCGAAGAACUCCCCAAGUUCUCGGAUGGAGUGUGUGUACAACCCUCGUCAUUCGUACCCGCUCAUCAGCCAGAACGCGAUGUAAAGGAUAACUCAUGCGGAAUGAAACUUCCUGUUGAUUACAAGCAUUACACCAGCAAACGUUUCGAUUAUGUAAUCAAGUUCAGAGUGAUUCUCUUAGAGAGACUUGGAAAUGAAGAAACAAUAAUCCACGGAAAAGUCGCCAGAGUAUUCAAGCGCGGCGGUAAAUCAAUCCACAACGGCCGCAUAAAGAUCUGGAGUAACACCAAAAAACUUUGUCCCUCCAUUAAAGCCAGAAGAACUUUUCUGAUCUGCAGCCAUGAAAGCGCGUCAAGGGAAAAACUUUUGCUUUCAUCGUCGAGUGUAGUAGUAACGUGGAACGCACAGACUCUAAAACAGAUCAGAAAGUGGCGAAGAUAUGAAAGAAGAAUGAAGCUCAAGGAAUAAGCUUAUACAUCGAAAUGAUGUGACAAUGAUACAGAAGCACGGUGCGUUAAACCUCAGAAAGCUGUGGAAUUUCUAGAGAAAUCUGAACUAAUUCAAAAUCAAAACACGUUCUAAUAUGAUAAUGAUAUUAUUUAAUUUUAUUAUCCAGC
Stylophora pistillata is the source of this 1138-nucleotide messenger RNA. RefSeq names its product secreted frizzled-related protein 3. The record is from RefSeq and is a predicted model, not a curated record. Lineage: Eukaryota; Metazoa; Cnidaria; Anthozoa; Scleractinia; Pocilloporidae. Gene Ontology annotation, biological process: canonical Wnt signaling pathway; non-canonical Wnt signaling pathway. Gene Ontology annotation, cellular component: plasma membrane. Gene Ontology annotation, molecular function: Wnt receptor activity; Wnt-protein binding.